Eublepharis macularius is the source of this 4886-nucleotide messenger RNA. It is a transcript of the gene CRACR2A, whose product is annotated as calcium release activated channel regulator 2A. The record is from RefSeq and is a predicted model, not a curated record. The coding region runs from base 518 to 2638 and encodes 706 amino acids. NCBI's taxonomy places the organism in Eukaryota, Metazoa, Chordata, Lepidosauria, Squamata, Eublepharidae. Gene Ontology annotation, molecular function: GTP binding; GTPase activity; calcium ion binding. The transcript is spliced from 21 exons.
CUAGCCAAGAGUACCAACUCAAGUCUUGCUGUUAGACACAGCUGUGAACUUCAGAAAAGUUUGUCUUUCUGGGAUUGAAAAGAUAAUCAGAGGGCAGUCAGAAUCAGAGAGUGGCUGCGUUCUUCUGCCCAUUCUUCCCUCACAUGCCCAUGGCCCCAGGAUCAACAACACAGUCACUAACUAGAGGGAGAGGACAGCUGUUCCAGGUCUGCUCCAUGGCACCACUUAUAUAAGAACAAACCCAAGAAAUUGUACAAACACAGAGGGGGAAAGCCAAGGUGUUCCUCUACCACGUCUUGGUGCUGGCAGUACAGUGGAAAGCCCUACAUGCUCUGGACCAGUGUACUUGAAGGAUUGCCUUCUUCCAUAUGGUGGUAACUUGCCCGCUGGUUGAAUUCAUCUUUAGAAGCUCUGCUGAGUGCGGCCACAUUUUCAGGUAAAGUGAUUUUGGUCCAGAAUUUUCAACUAAAAUGGGAUAGAUGCUUUCCUACACGUUUCUGUGCUUAGAACUGUGAAGAUGGACAGACAGAAUAUGAGCUGUACUUCUCCUGGGCCACAAGAAGAUCAAGCAAAGAGCGAGGUAGAGAAUGAAGACUCAGAAGCACAACUGAACAUUUUAGCAAAAGCACAGGAAUUCUUUCGGAUCUGUGAUGUGGAAGGCAAAGGGUUCAUAACUCGCCAUAACAUGCAGAGACUUCAUGGUGAAUUACCCCUUAGCCCAGAAGAGUUGGAGAACGUGUUUGAUACUCUAGAUGCAGAUGGCAAUGGUUCACUUACUCCAGAGGAAUUCACCUCAGGAUUCAGCCAGUUUUUGUUUCGGCAGAAGUUAUCAGUUUCCAAAAUACAAGGCUGCGGAACUGAAAAUUUGCAUCUGUCCAAAUGGACAGGAAGCCACAGUGAGGGCAAUGAGGAUGAGGAGGAAGAUGAAGAUCGCCAGUUUUCAAAUCUUAUGGAGAAACUUGGUGCUAACAAGGUCUUAGAUGAUGAGAGUGAUGUGAAGAACCUCUGGUCAAACCUGAAGAAAGAUGAGCCUCGUUUACUUUCUAGUUUUGAAGAAUUCCUGGCAAGAAUUUUCUCUCAGCUUCAAGAAGCCGACCAGGAGAAGAAUGAAUUGGAGUCUGCCCUGAGAAAGAAAAUUGCUGCCUAUGAUGAAGAAAUUCAGUACCUGUAUGAGGAAAUGGAACAGCAGAUCAAAAAUGAGAAAGAGAAAUUCCUCUUGAAAGACACUGAAAGAUUCCAAUCACGAAGUCAAGAUUUGGAGCAUAAACUUACAGUGAAAGAACAGGAGCUGGAACAACUGGCUCAGAAACAGCAAAGGUUGGAGAGACAAUGUAAAGAGCUGUAUGAUGGCAAGCAUGAGACCAAAGUGGAGAAUACCAGACUGAAGCACACCAACCAGGAGCUUCAGAAGGAUGUGGAUAGAACAUCCCAGGAGUUAAUAAUUGCUCAGCAACAGCUGCAGAUGCUGCAGGAUGAGGCAAAAAAACUGCAGGAAGAAAAGGAAAUAGAAGUUUACAGAGUGACAGAAGCUUUGCAGAGGGAGAAGUCAGGACUUCUGAAGCAGCUGGAUUUCUUAAGAGAAAGGAACAAAUAUCUAAAAGAUGAACGUGACAUGUGUUUACAGAAAUGCAAGAAGAGUGGUCCGACUGCCAGCUGGAAACAAAGGUCAGGGUCAAUAAUUGGCAAAUAUGUGGAAGCCAAAGUUUCACUAAAGAGCCAGUCUUCAGAGGAAGAUGAUACGUUCAGCUUCUCAAAGAGAAGAAAUUCCUUUGGCUUGAAUGGGCCUAUUUCAUUAGAGGCGGACUCCACUAGUGAUGCGCGGCUGACUCAAAAAGGGCACCUCCAAAGAAUAAUAUCAAUUGAGGAGGAUCAUCUGCCUCAGCUCCUUGAUCGGCCGGGAGAUGGACAGUUAACCAAAUGGUUAGAAGAAGAGGAAAACAUCUCACCAGAAACAAAAACGGACAGAAUCCAGAUAAAACUCCCUUCUGAACCUUCUUCUCCCAGAGGACAGCCAGUGGGGAAAGAAACACUGUCAAAUGAGAAGCGACCAUAUUCUGCCCCAGAUCGUUUAUUCAAGAUCGUUUUUGUGGGCAAUUCAAGUGUGGGAAAGACUUCCUUUUUAAUGAGGUUCUGUGAAGAUCGUUUUUCUCCAGGCACUGCUGCUACUGUAGGCUUGGAUUACCGAGUGAAAACAAUAACAGUAGAUAAUAGCCAGGUGGCGCUGCAGCUCUGGGACACUGCUGGGCAAGAAAGGUAUCAUGGCAUUACUAAGCAGUUCUUCCGAAAAGCUGAUGGUGUCAUUGUGAUGUAUGAUAUAACAGCAAGAAACACAUUCACCGCUGUGAAGCAGUGGUUGGUGAACAUUGAGGAGGCAACAGGGGAGAACAUUCCUGUCCUUUUGCUCGGUAAUAAAACUGAUCAUGAAAAAGAACGGGAAGUUCCCCGUGGAUUAGGAGAGCAUCUAGCCAAGGAUUAUAAUUUAAUCUUCUAUGAAUGCAGUGCCUUGUCCGGUCACAACUCUACUGAGUCUGUACUUCAUUUGGCAAGGAUUUUAAAAGAACAAGAAGACAAAGUAAAGGAGAAGACUGUUCAGUUGCAUCAGGAUUCUAAAAAAAAGUUGUGUUGUUCCAGACAGUAGGGGACCUGUGUGCACCUACUUUCCCCCUUGAAUAAGGAAAUGUAAUUUCCCCCUUUGCUAAUUUUAUCAACUUGUCUUAUGCUAAAGCAUAUUGGUUAUGUUUAUGGGUAUUUAAUUUAUAGUUCAGACUGAGGUUCGAAGCAAUUUGAACUGAAACACCUUAUUCCUGUUCCCUCCUUGGAAAGACAAACAGCCCUUGGAUGAAGUUAAGGAGGAUUACUGAAUACUGACAGUGUUAAAACUUCACAAAAGAGCCAAUCCAUUAUCCUUUCCAAAUAGAUGUCCCCUGACAACAGUGCCACUCAACUGGACAUCGGGAGCAUUGAGUGACUGCCUGCCUGCUGCUCUUCCACCGCCUCACCAGACUCCGCUCCUUUGUGAUGCAAAAUAACACGAGUCUCCUUUACCCUUCAUGAGAUGUUGCUUCUGGAGGCAGAGAAAUGUGUCACCUGUUUAGUGAUUGGGAGACAGAAGGGCAUUAGAUAAGGACUGGCAAUAAUGCCUGGUUGUAGCCUUAGAUCUUCAUCAGGAGUCUCUGUAAGUUGCCCCAUUGAUCUGUUGUAACCCGCCCUGAGCCCGCUUGCAAGGAGGGCGGGAUAUAAAUAUAAUAAAUAAUAAUAAUAAUAAUAAUAAUUAUUAUGGAAUGUGUCAUGUAAUGUAGUGCUUUUUCGGAACUUGUUCUUUAGCGUUUUCCUCUGCACAAAAAAAUGCCCUCUAGUAUCUAAAAUUUAAGAGCAUUCCUAAAUAAUAAAUAAAAUGUAAAAAAUAAAAGUUAAUAGUUACAUGUCUGAAUGCAGGUAAUGGUAGGGAAAUGAAACUGUGGCAGAUUGCCUUAAAAUCCAUUCCUCCACACUCGUGUUUGCAGAUGGAAGGCAGUUUUUGUUACUUGAAACUUCUGGAGUUUGGGGGGGGGGGAAAUACUGUAAACAAAUGCAUAAAUCUUGCUGCUGUCUUCUUCAGCGCAGAUAACUGAAGGCAAACAAGCUGCACACCGCUGUGUCCUCAGCUGAUCUGUUGUGCAGGAAUCUUUGCAUACAGUUGGCUAGACCACUGGGAAUCUGGACAAGAUUUCCUACUGAGCAAAUUAGGUAGACUAUUACUUGCAUGUUCUUCCCCACCCUCCAUAUCUCCAUGAACUUAAUUCUUGAUUUGCACAUUUUUAGGAAAAGCUGAAAAAUUGUGAACAAGGAGAAGCACAUUCAUAGAAACUCUUGCAGGCUCUAAUCCUAAAGCAAAUCUACAGAUACGUUUGCAUUGCAUUUAUGACAUUUAAGAAAUGUAGUUCAAAACCAAUAUCUUACAUUUUCACUGGCUCACCAGGGGCUGUCAUGUCAUUAAAGGCACUCUGUGUAUUUUUUUUUCAUUAAAGGCACUCUGUGUAAACAGCAUUACUAUACUGUAGCUCCAAGAUAAGGGGAAACAAAAACACACAGUGACAGGAAUAUGGGGGGGGGGGCUGCAGCACAUCAAGCUUUUUUAGUUGCUUGAGACAUUGAUUAAUUGCUUGAGACUACUCAUGUAUUCCCUAUGUGGGCAAAUUGAACCUGAUCCGCUUCCUAGGCAGGAACAAAGGAAAGUACCAUGUCUUACCCUUCUGUGGAAGCACUGAUGCCAGACAUAAGAGUCCAUGCUAUCUGGGCUAUUCUCGCUUAAACCACACUGCAAUAAGUGGAAUUAUUCCCAAAUGAGCAUCCACAAUUUUCCAGUGUUCAUUCACAUGAUAAAGAUUGGGUUCCAGAAAGACAAGUUUUUAUAGUGUGCAUUUUAAAAAAUACGUGUAGUAAAUGCACAUUUGAGCAACUCUGUUUUUCCUAUCCUUAGCCAGAGACUGCAAAAUUCCAUGUUUUUUAGUUCCCACCAAAGUCUUCCUCUCCUGCUUCUUAAUAUAGAAAGUUCACAAUGAUCUCCCACAUCCAUAGUGAUCAAUUUAGGGAAACAAUCUGAAAAGUCACAUUUGAAUAAGAAUUUUGUGUCUUUAAAUACACGGGCAUUGUUGGAAAAGGACUAUUUUCAUGCUGUUCUCUUUGGUAAAUCUCCCAAUUCCAUUUAUUACCUUUGUAGUACAUUUAUGUUCAACAACAUUUUUGUAAGUAAUAUUAUGUCAUGUAUAUAUGAUUGACUGAAGAAUAGGCAUCAGUUAUAAUAUUUUUGUUUAAGAAAAAAUAUUAUUACAAUUUCAUCUUGAGUAUAGAGAAACCAUAAAAGAAAUGUUUGCAUCAGGGCUUUUUUUCAGCAGGAACAUAGUGGA